AUGUAUAAAUGCAGGCUGGUCCCAUGGCUAAGUUAUGGAAAAAGCAAUGAAGACGUACAAAAAAAAUACACAGUUUAUACUUCCAGUUACGAAAUGGGAACCUUGAAUAUCAUGAAAGAAUCUCCGCUUAGAUGUGUCUCGAAUUGGUGUUUUUCUCGAAAGUAGAGCUAGCGUUCGCAACUAUGCUUUGCAGAGGCCAAUUUACUUUAUUAACGUAAGAGCUGUUUGCAUAAAGGGAGGAAAAUUCUAGCACCAGAAAGAUGCUAGAAGACGGAAGACUUUUUAAUGGGGUUUACAUGCAGAAUUUUCUGUCCUUGUGGUUUCCAAGUAGAGAGGGAAUUUAAUGCCCCAUUCACACCAACUAAACAUGUUUAGUUUUAAAACCAGGUUUAAAAUAUGAAAAACAAACGUGAAAAAAAGUUCACAAAGCUUCACACAGGAUUCAUAUGAAAUUCAACAUGUUUUGUAAUUUGCACUAAAUUUGCAAUCAAUUUAAGUUAGUAAACAGCUUUUCUGAAGGAAAGAAAAUUCAAACCAAUUUUAACUAAACAGCUUUUAAACUUGUUUAAGCUCCGGUGUGAAUGGGGUUUAAAAAUGCAGUUUGGGCCCUUCUGGUCUCUUUACUGAGUUAAUAACUGCCUUCAAUUUCAGCAGAAUUAUCAAAAUUAACAGCUCUUGGUAACGCAAAACGAAAUAGUCGGCCUUGAUUGCUGUGAUUAUCCACUGAACGACCCACCGACAUUUUUGUCGGACUUGUCCCUAGUGCUUGGAUCUUCCUCGCGAAAGCAGUUUACAUGGUGCUAGGAUCUUCCUAGUACCAGGAUUUUCUCUCAGCUAGGAAGAUCUUAGUACUAGGACGAUCCUAGCGCUUAAGGGACAAGUACAACCUUUGGUAUGUAAUCUGAAUACUGAAAACAGGAUGAUCCUCCCUCUAGGAUCUUCCUGUUGAUAGGAUCUUCCUCUCUACGUGUAAACAGCCUUUCAGUUGAUAAAACCAAAUUUUUGAUUUCAUUUCCCAGCAGACGUGUCACCACAGAUUCUUUAGAAACUAAAACCCUAAUACAUCGAUUGGUUGAGCUUGGUCAAAUAAACUGUAUGUUCAACCUUUGAUUAAUAAAAGGGAAAAAAGGGACGUUUGUUCUUAAAAAGAAAAUGUUUCCUUAGUUUUUAGGUAAGCAGCAUUUGCUGAAUGAGAAAUAUGCUGCUUUAGAAAUUCUUUGUCUAUUUUGUUGCAGGAAAGUGUGCUGUUCAACAACUGAAGUUAGUCAAGCAUGAUAAGAGAAACUAUGCAAACAACGGGACGAUAGGUGUGUAACUACAGCCCCCUGUGGGCGGUGGUUAUGGAUCACGGAGCUCGCAAAGGGGAAUAUGCUAAUCUGUGAUUUAUCUGAUCCUUUGGAAACAAAAAUACAAAUUGUUUUUGCCAACCGUCGCACUAGAUAGAGAAAAAAUGGACGUUGCCAGAUUCUUUGCAGAGACGAGGCAUACCCUCCCCUCCUUCUUCCCUAACCCCAAAGCGUUUUGAAGUCUAGACGCUCCUGGAACGCCGUUCUGCACAUUUUUCAUAAGCGGUAUAUCUCACAAAAAGUAAUCCAGUUCCCAAGCACCCCCCCUUCAUAUAUAGUAUUGUGUUGCCGCUUAUUGUUUCCAUUCGUGAAAAUUUUCAAGAGGAUGAGGUAACGUGAGGGACGUUAAUCUAAGAGCAUUUAAUAUUUGACUGCACGAGCAGACCAGUCUAGCAAUUCGGCAGUCAGAUUAGUUUAUUCGUAAAUGCUACCGGUCUAGCCAGACAGUUCUGACUUUCGCAAAGCGCCUUUAUCUUUUGUUGUAUUUAAAAAAAAACAAAGAAACAAACAACAACAACAAUCCGCUUUUUAAGAAAAAAAAAUUCUUUAAACCCUAGAAGUCCCAUAUUACAAUAGUGAGGAAGAUGGUACAUUAUUUUCCAAUUAUGCAUUGGAAGAGUUAUCACCUUGCAGUGUAAUCACUGGUUACAGUUUCACUACCAGGACACAUAGACUCUUCAAGCUCCUUAUAAGUGCCAACGAAACUAAAAACAUGAAAGAGUACAAAGGCGACAAAUUUAAAGGUCAAAUUCCUGGCCCCUUUUGUUCAUAAGGUGGAUAAAACUAUCCACCAGAUAAAUCUCUGCGAAGCAGAAUAACCAUAACAUAGCAAAAACGUUCAAAAGACUUGAGGUAAAUAAGAGACUCCUUCAGAGCCGUAGACUUACAAAUUCUCGUUCAUGUUGGAAAACUGCUACUGUGGAUUGGUCGGAAUCAUUUGCGUUAGUGAUCUGGGACAUUCUCAUUAAAGCAGAAUUGCAAGAACUUUGAAAGAAAAUUUGACCACAUCUGAAGAUCCACCCGUGCGGUGGCAGCUCCUUGCUGUUCAUAGCAACUAGGCAAAGGCUAAAUAGCGAAAUUCCCUCUUAAGUACUUUUGCGGAUGUGUUAAAGAACCGACUCAGCCAGGAAGGUGUUUUGUGUGCGUCCAGUGAGUCAAAUACUUUAACAAGUACGUGUAACAGCUCAAGGUCUUCUUGAUUCAUAAUCUAACACGUUUAUUACAAAAAUCCGUUUGAUAUUUUUUGUUUUCAGACAGAUUAUAUUGUGAGCAAUAACGAAGAAGCCUGGGUGUAUCAUUACUACUUCUCUGAACCAAUUCCUGCUCGUUUUGUGCAGUUUUCCGCUGAUCAAAGCGAAGACUCACAGUGUUUGUAUGGUCUGACUUUGAGUGGUUGCACGUUAGGUAUGAACGCAAAGCGAGGUUAAGUUACGAAGGGUUAAUAAAUUGAUAGAGAUAAUGUUUUGCAACAUGUUAUUUUUUUUCAGUCAAUUCUUUUUAACAAUGAAAUAGAAAAAACAUUAAUUGAAAAAGAUUCCUACAACUAGUUCAGAUGAAUAAAACGGCAAUGGUUUGUACUUAAAAGGCCUUGAUAUGUGGACUUGCGUACACAAGUGCGUUGGGUAGGUCAGAAUAUUUCUGCGCCUCUGUCGCUGUCUUUUGUUUACAAACAAACUUCUUUUCAUUUAUGCCACAUAAGGAAACAACAAAGGCUUCUAAUUUUAGUCUUGAACAUUUUCUUCUUAAAGGUCAAAUGAACCAAAAUUUUGACCUUUUAGUUCAAUUGUAGUGAAAUGUGUUUAGUAUGAAUCAAAUAAACAUACUAUGAAGUUUCAGCUCAAUUCAAACAAGUAUCUCUGAGAUAUUCGCAAUUAAACAUUGCUGUUUUUUGGCCCUUAUCUUCGUAGGGCGGUCGGAAAAAUUGCCGAAAAAAACAGCUUGUGACGUCAGUGAUGGUCAGGUAAAAAGCGGGAAAUUCAAAACAGAGUUUUUCGAGUCGACUUGGCGCAGAAGUGGUUUGUGCGGCCAUAAACGUGGAAAGAACAGGCAAUUUGUCUUCAAAAGCUGCAAGCUGUGGUUAUAACCUAGCUUCUUAUUAUUUAAUUUUCUCGAAGAAUACAUCAUAGUAAAACGGACUUUAACGACAUUUACUAAUUUCCUUGAGUUGUACUGGAAAUGUGCGUGCGUAAGUCCCUGGAUAUAUAAGGUCCGGAGCUCCACCGUGGACACAAAAACAAAAUAUCUUUGUAUAAUAAUCUGCCCAAAGAAAUUAAAGUUUACCCACAAUGUGUUUGAAGUCACUGAACUUUGUCGCACUCGAGCUGAUAUUUUAAAACCAGCGCUCGAUCCCACAUUUCUAGCGUCGCAGAUCAGUGAAAUAUAAACAAAAUCCUCAAUGUAGCAGUCUUGGCGUUGAUAUGUGGGCAGAAAAAGAGUUAAUCAUUAUCUAGUAAAUCUUCCCCAAGAUCGGUUUUAAAGCAACCAUAGCUUGCUGGCCUUCUAAAGUUCCGAGGAAGUUUUCAGCGCUCAAGUUUGUUCACUCGCAAGCGUUAGCAUUACGGUUCUUCGACUGACGACAAGGAUAAAGCUGGUUCUGCAAAGGUAAAUAAAUCUGGGCAUGUAAAAAACUAACCGUAACCUACUAAUGACAGAAUACAAGCGGGUUUUAAUUCAGUCCGGCGAAAGAAGGCGAAGAACUGGACACAAAAUCAAUUCACAAAUCGAAUGCACGAUUAUCUGAAAAAUACAAACCUCUUUGGAAAUGUUCAAAAAGUUUUAUUCCUCCUCAGACUGACGGAUGAUCUGUUUUUACUCUAACAUUGGUUGUUCUGAAUCCAAAGUAAUUUUCAAGUGACGAAAAACAACAACAAAAAAAGCCUUUACAAGGCGCAAACGUUCCCACCUCGUGAACUUCAUUCAGUCUCAGUCAGAACUCUUACAGAACGAGACAAACAAACGCAGGCUAUAAGGAAUGCGCAGAAGCUUGCGCAGAACGCUUUCCCGCCCUUGACUUCACGUAGUCUCCAGUUUAUCACGCGGCCAUUUCAGAAACUUUUUCGUGAAGUUUUCGGAAAUGCUCGGAUUUUGAUCUUUUAUCUUUCUAUAAAGGCUUGGGAGGGAAAAUCUUUACCCAAAUCUCACUUAGGAUGGUUCUUUUUAGUGUUUGGUGAAGGUAAAGCGACAAAAGAAAAUAUGUCAAUUUUUUGGUUCAUUUGACCUUUAAAAUGUGUCCUUUGAAAGGAAAAUUAAGAGUCGAAAACAUCAAUUAAUUCGCUAACGGCCUUUUAAAAUGGACCGUUGCUGAAUUGGUUGAUAUUUUCUACCUGUUUUGCUCAGUCUCAUCACGUAAUGCUGUUGCAUCAGGCCUCAGGCCAAACCGAAAGACAUGUAUGGAAAAACGAAAUGAAUAUGCUUUACUCCGCAAUUUUAUGAUAACGUGUAAAAAUGGUGAUCACUUGGUACUUUGUUUUAAGCAAAUAAACAAUUUCAUGUUUAAAGCUUUCUCCACACCCUCAAGUAAGCCACGUCCCAGAAAGUAUUAAAAGAAGAAAAUUCUAAAGCACUACGACGAACGUUUAGGUAAAUACGCUGAGUGUGCCAGCAUGUAUGGCUAGAAUUACAUGAAAGGUCUUCGUAACGACCAUGGAACUUGUUAUUGGUUUGCUUCUUUUUGCAGUAAAGUCUCGAUGUAAACCAAAGAGUUUUACGGCUGAUGACAUUCUGUGUGGUGAUCGCCAAAGUUCUCUUCUUAAUAAGGAAGAAGUUAGAAAGCUGGCUUCCUGCAGUCUUAUUACCGGUUAUCAGUUAGCGUCAAAUGUAUCAAGGAGCCACAAAUUGAUGAUAAGCGGGUUGAAUUCCAAGCUGUUGACGGAAUGA
Molecule: messenger RNA, 5222 nt
Organism: Porites lobata
Lineage: Eukaryota; Metazoa; Cnidaria; Anthozoa; Scleractinia; Poritidae
Source: the annotation of a GenBank genome assembly